UUUUACAACAACAGUUAAAAUAGAUACCAACGAUUCUUUAAAAUUAACGCAAGACAAAGAACAAAAUGAGAAUCCAAUAAAGUUGAAUGAAUACGAAUAUUACAAAUAUAAUGUAGUUACAGAAGGAAAGUACGAUUUACAAAAUAACGAUGGAGUUAAAAUUAAACAUCUAAGUUACAAUUACACUUAUGGUAAUAAAACCAUUCAACUUUUAAAGAAGACAUCGCAAAACUUAACUGGUACAAACUUAUGUUCAAGUACUAAUGAAUUGAACUUAUCGAUAUGGCGCGAUGUGAAAGAUAAACAAAAAUUUAAAACCAUAAAUAUAACAGAUAUCAAAUAUUUAACAACUUCAGAAAACAUCAACAACACACUGGAUUAUAAUCAAAUGCAUUUGCAGAAAGAUAACAAUAAAAUUACUUUUGAUGAUUUCGGUCUCGUCAAAGAGAAAGGAACGAAAGAAUCAAGUGAAAAUGAAGACUUAACUCUAAUAAAUAACAUGCUUAAUAGUAAAGGAAUAUUACAACAUGUGUUCAAAAAACCAAGAAAUGUAUCGAAAAAUAAAAAUAUCGGAUCAAAUUUUGAUUUCAUCGGAAAUCUAAGAAGUCUAUUUAAUAACAUCUUUUUUAAAAGCAAGAACGGCUUUUAUAUAGCAAAUGAUAAAUUAAAAUUAUUUGAUAAACACAAUUUAGUUGAAACUUUUUGUGUGAAAAACGUAACUUGCAAAAUUUAUCCUCGCGACGAGAUUAAAUUGCAAAUCAAAAUAAAUGAAUUAAAUGGUGAAAUGUACAAGGUUAUGGAAACUAUUAAAAUAAUCAAGAAACUUUUGCAACAAAUGAUUAAUAAUAAAAUAGAAGCUGUCGAUUUAAAUUUAAGCAGUAAACUUAACAUAAGCAGUAAUUAUAACAAAAACGGCACACACAAUAAAAUAGAGAAUAGACAUCUUCAACUUUAUUACAUCAAGGAUAGCAUUAAAACUUUUAUUAAAUCAAUCGGAAAGUUCUCAUAUAUUCUUCAAGAUAUAAUUUAUAUUUUGACUGAUAAGAAAAACGUGACAAACAAACAAAGAUUACCACAACGACCUUUGCGCUGCACAAAAGCAAACGAAAUAGGUAAAUUUAAUUCCAAAACAGCAAUCGCCGAACAGCGGUUUAAGAAGAUUAAAAAAGUUUUAGUCAAUUAUAAUGUAUUACAAAAUACGUUUAUAAAAAAAGUUUACGACAUGUUAACAAAAUUAGAAUCCAAUUUAACGCAUACUGAAAAGAAGAAGAAAUCGAAAAAACCAGAAAGAUUUGACGAUAACGACUUCACUACGAGCCUCGCUAUCGAUACAUUUACAAAGAACAUUAUUAAUAAUCUGAGAAAACUGAAAAAUUUAGCAAAAAAAUUAAGUUCUGCAACAACGAAUAGAAGAAAGAGGAGUGCAGUUGGUGAUGAUGAUGCAAUCGAGUAUUUACUAACAAUUAUGGAAUAUUUACUCAAGCAGAACUACCCCUUGGAUACUGCCCCUGUAAAUGAUGGAAUUGAUCUAUUAAUAGAUGCAAUUAAACAUGCUCCUGACAUAAAACCAAUUAAGAAAAAAGUUCUCGAUGGUUCCACAACAAGAACAUAUCCAUGGCCAACGGAAAAAGCAACCGCUGAGACAUUCUCGUAUGUAGAUAAUAUAUACGGAUUGGACAGCUUGGAUAAAGAAAAUAACGAAACAUCUGGUUCUGAUGACAAUCAAAUCACAUUUCCAAAGUCGACAGAUGAUGGGAACGAUAAAAUAGAAGAUUUCCAGAAACUACUACAUGCUUCUAAGAAGAUAAGUAACAGCUUUAGAUUAUCAAACUUUAAUAAUAUUCUUAAGAAUGCAAAACUAAAAUCGAUGUCGACAACCUCACCUGCUAUUGUUACUACGACUCCUAUGAUUCAAUACGAUUUCCUCAAAGACAAUGUUGCGGAAUCCGAUACAGAAACAUCCGUAAAAAUUGGACCUGGAAUUGCAAACUAUGAUCGAAAUGAGGUAGAGAGUUUCAAAUCAUUUAACAUCGAUAAUAAACAUGAUAAUGAAGAACUUUCACCGAACAUAAUUAAAUUAGGAGUAGACAGUGACGUGGAUAUACAACCAACGCUUCCGUCGCGAACAAAAGCAACCUUGAGAACGACUCGAAAAUUCCAUCAUAUGGUACGUGAAAAGUUUAACAAUCCUAAGAUUAUAGCUUUCGAUGGAAAGCAGACAAAAAAAUCUAAAUUCGGCUGGGUCGAUUAUGAUCUCGGUGACAGCAGUGGAAAAAAAACUGAAAGGAAAAUAAUUACUAAAUCUACUGAACGUUCUCCUUCAAGAGUCGGUGCUAAAAAUCGAGCUCUGACAGCUGAUAAAAAUGACGUCAGUUCAAUAUCAAAAGAAAUAAUGGAUGAAGAAAAAAGGAAACAGUUUUAUAAGUUGCUUCCCAACUCUGAUGUUAGAAAAUUCACUUCACAUAAUAUGUUGGAUGACGUGACGAUAAAGUUCGAAGUAGAUUCAGAUUCAAAGGACACAGAAGUUGAAGAUACGUAUGUGAACGACGUAUUCCCUUCGUACCUAACAUAGCUCUUUGACGAUGCCUUUCGAUGGAACAAUAUUAAAAAAGCUAGCUCUGUUGUGUUAAUUGUUAUAACAACAAACUUAUAUGCAUUAUAUUCAUAUUUAUUAAAAGAGAAUUUUACAAGGUACUAAUUUUUAUUUAUAAACCAAAGCAAGUUGA
Papilio polytes (common Mormon) is the source of this 2726-nucleotide messenger RNA. RefSeq lists its product as uncharacterized. The coding region runs from base 389 to 2572 and encodes 727 amino acids. The record is from RefSeq and is a predicted model, not a curated record. The transcript is spliced from 2 exons. NCBI's taxonomy places the organism in Eukaryota, Metazoa, Arthropoda, Insecta, Lepidoptera, Papilionidae.